Bufo gargarizans (Asiatic toad) is the source of this 2844-nucleotide messenger RNA. RefSeq names its product WAS/WASL interacting protein family member 3 (gene WIPF3). Gene Ontology annotation, molecular function: actin binding. The record is from RefSeq and is a predicted model, not a curated record. Lineage: Eukaryota; Metazoa; Chordata; Amphibia; Anura; Bufonidae. The transcript is spliced from 8 exons. Bases 1 to 1428 code for a protein of 475 amino acids.
AUGAAGGGAAACAUAUGCCCACUACAGAAGGAUGAGGAGGAAUUUAGUGCAGUAGAUAAAAGGCUAAAAGCAAGAAAUUACCCCGAUUGGAUGUUGCAGAGAGGAGCCAUGAAUAUACAAUCUUUAGAUCGCUUCUUACAGUGCAAUGAAUUACUAUGUUCCUAUGCAGCACUGCAACCUGCAGGAACUACAGCUGGCCGAUCAGCACCUCCAAAACUGAAACAGGAAUCAGGAGGAGGAGGAGCAGGGAGAUCUGCAUUACUGGCGGACAUUCAUAAAGGGGCACGCUUAAAGAAAGUCACAGAUGUCAGUGACCGGAGUGCUCCAGUAAUUGAGGAGGGCAAGAAAAAUGGUAGCGCAGGAAAUGGUAGGGGCACAAUAGCUCCACCUGCUGGCGGACUAUUUGCUGGAGGAUUUCCAGUGCUGAAGCCUUCAGGUCAAAGAGAUGCAACAGGAAACAAAAAUGCCCCACAGCUUCCAGGAAUGAAAGGAAGUGUUCCUAAACAAACAGAUCAAAUACCCACUAAAAUUGAUCUAUCAAAGCCUAUUCCACACACUGUGGCAGCUAGACAUCCUCCACCACGUCCAACUAUCCUUGGCCAUUCACUACCAGUGCCUCCUCCAGUACCACCAUCAAACAGCAAACCCCAACUGAUUUCAGCUCCUCCAGUCCCUCCUCCUUUUAAAGAGAGACCAGCAAAAUCAACAGGAUCAAGUGUUCCUCCAUCACCAUUUAAUUCCCAGGACAAGACAAAACUUCAAAGACCUACUUCCAGUUUCUUUCCAUCUACUCCACCACCACUUCCUCUUCAUCCUCCACCUACUCUACCACCAAGCUAUCCUGGUAGAAGAAGUCCUUCUCCUUCAUUACCUGGUGCCAGAGAUCAUUCAGGACUUCCUGUACCUCCUUUACCUUCUGUGCAGUCUCGGGUAGUAGAAGACUACAUCCCACCACCACCUGACAUCAGGGAUCUUCCUCCACCCCCACCACCUCCUCUACAAAUGAUGUCAGUGUCUAUGAGGCGAAGAUUAUCUGAGCCAAUGCCGCCUCCACCUGUGUUUAUCAGUGAACAUAGCAAUGUUCCACCACGACCGCCAAAGGGUUCUCCUGGCAGGCCUGCUAUACCACCUGUACCUGGACAUGGAAGGCCUCCCAAACUUUCUGCAAACAGUGGAGGACGACUGGCUCCUCCCCCACCGCCUCCUGCAAGAUCACCAUCUACAGAGCUUUCCAGCAGACAGCAGGGAUAUCGUCCUCCUAGUCCUGCGUAUGUACACCCCUUAGAUGACUUUGAAUCUAAGUUUCCCUUUCAUUCAGUGGAGGACUUGCCACCGCCAGAAGUGUAUGAACCAUUUGAAAAGAUCUACCCCAGCAAAUGCCAUCUAGCACCUUCGGGUCCGCCACCGCAUAGGCCACAGAUGAGAUGAGAAAAUCUUCAUUACGACUGAAGCAUAUAAGGAGAAUUACUGAACAGUUGAGCUUCUUUGGCAUUAAAUCAGAAUUGGUGAUACGACUAUGUGACUGUAAAUGUAUUACAACCCAAAUACACCUCUAUAGAGUAUUUCCUGAACAUAAAUGUACAUAAAGCACAGAGUAAAUGAUAUUUAUCACUGUAUUUUACAAAGCUAUGAUCAAGAAACCUGUAUAGAAUGGACUAAAAUGUAUGCCCCAGUACGGGUGAAUGAGCCAUCGAGUACACUAGUGUGAUGUUGCCUAAUUAAGUACAAUACCCUGAAUAUCGCUUAUUCUAGAGUCGCGUGCCUUGUUAAUAUUUAAUACAGUUUGUUUUUCUAUAUAAGAUUAUUACUGUACGUUACUGUAGCUUCAGAAAUACGGAUGGAGGGAUGAGGCUACCCAGUUAAUGUGAGGGGAUAUCCUGUGUUUGCAUUUUUUAUCAAUUUACCAAACUUCCUCUAUUUCUAUUGGACAAGAAUUUACAGAAUGUGCAGUGUAGGAAAUGUAACAUCAAAAUGAAAUAAGCACUUUGGGGGUCAUUUAUCAUUUGAGAUAGUUUUUAUGUUAAUUUUAAGUCUGGGUUUGCAUUGUGUGGUUGCACUAAAUCAGGAUUGCACAACCUUUUCUGGUUGGGGGCCACAUUGUCAGAUUAAACCAAUUCCGAGGGCCGGAAAUAAAAUACUGUAUUUAUGGUAUAUUGAACAUACAGUAUAUACUAUCAAUGUCUAGUUACACUUCCAGGAAUCCCAUUUUAUGGGGGAAUACAUGAAAGAUACAUGUGAGCUGCCACAAGACAUAGACAUACAUGUCUGGUAACAGAUGGUUGGGGCCGCACAGAAUGGUAUCGAGGGCCGCAUGUGGCCCCCGGGUUGCAGGUUGUGCACCCCUGCACUAAAUGUUUAAAAUGGACACAGUUUUCCUGUAUUUGGUGCAACUGCAUUGUCUUGUAUGACUUAGUCCUAAAAAAAAUACAACAGGGAGCUGCCUGGUGUAGGAUGCGACAUUUCUGAGACAUUUCAAGUGUCGCAGACAGUAAAUGUGCCAUAAUCCAGGUCUAAUGUCACUUUUCUGCCUUAAACAUAGACCAUAUGGAAAAGUGGCAUGUCUACAAAAUGUCACAGAAAUGUCCCAAAAAGUUGCUAUUGGCAUGUUGUGCGACAUUUUUAGACCAAAAAUCGGAUUUAUCUAGUUUCGAUAAAUGUCCCCCUUUGUCUCUCCCUAUCUAAACACAGCACCAAGUUCAUUCAUGGGCCAUGCCUGCUUUGCAGCUCAUUAAGGGUCUAUUCACACGUCCGUAGAAUGGGUCCGGAUCCGUUCCGCAAUGUUGCGGAACAAAUCUGGACUCAUUCAUUCUCUAUGGGGCCGGAACAGAUGCGGACAGCACACAG